AUGACGAAUCAAAGGGCAAUGGCCAGUAUUUUGGCCAUGCCACCCAACCUAAGAUGUCUGGUCCUCCGACAACUCGCAGCCUCUCCUCGACCUGUCGCAGUCGCUGCCCCGAUCUCCUCCAUUCGUCUCUUCACCUCCACGACAGCGAACGAAGCACGACAACGCUUGAGAGCAGGAUCUACUUCAAGGCCUCAACCAACACAGACGAAUAAGCCCCAGACGAAUAAGCCCAAGGAACAACAAUCGGAAAAACCAAGAGCGAGACAGCCCGAGAAGCCCAGAGCGAAGCAACCCGAGAAGCCCAGAGCGAAGCAACCGGAGAAGCCCAGAGAAAGGCAACCCGAGAGGGCCAACAAAGCGAAGCAACCCGAAAAGCCCAAAGAGAACCAGCUACUCGACAAGAAGCUAUUCGAGAAGCAGCUAUUCGACAAGCCAAAAGGGACGCAGCAAUCGGAAGGGAACAAGCCCAAAGUGAAACAACAACAACAAUCAGAAAAACCCAAAGAACCCCGCCUCAAAAAAGUCAAAAAGACCGGAGGCCCCGUCGAAAAAGCGCCUUCCUCCUUCUCCUUCCUUCCCCCGCCCUCCAACGACCCCAACCAGCUCGCCGUCCCGGCGCCCCCUCCGACAGCCAACUCCCUCUUCGCCGCCACCCACAUCUUCACCUGCCAAAAGCCCUACUUCAUGUAUGCCGCGCCUCGAUUCCUCAACUUCCCCGUCAACACGUACGUUCCCGAGGUGUGCAUCCUGGGGCGCUCCAACGUGGGCAAAUCCACCCUCAUCAACGCGCUAUCAGGCGCAGCAGGCGCGGCCGCCGGUCGGGCGCAUGGUCUCGAAGCGCGUCGAGCCGGUAGAGCCAUCACGUCCGCGCACGCGGGCAGCACCAAGACGAUGAACGCUUAUGGCUUCGGGCCGCCACCGAAAGUAGCGCCGCCUAAGAAGGAGGCCGAUCCCGAAGACGGCGAGAGCAGAGUCAAGUCGCGAUCGGAAAAGCGGGAGGAGAAGAAUAAAUUCAGCAAGGAAAGGAAACCGACCAACCAGCUGAUUCUGGUCGACAUGCCUGGUUACGGAUUCAACUCGCAGGCCGAGUGGGGAAAAGAAAUUGUCAAGUACCUGGAGAAGCGACAGAUGCUCAAGGGCGCCGUGGUGCUGAUUGAUUCGGUGGCGGGCGUGAAAAAGGAUGAUAGAACUGUGUUGGGCAUGUUGAGGGAUGCCGGGGUGAGGACGACGGUUAUUCUCACCAAGGCGGAUAAGAUUGAUAGCUUGGAGGAGUAUUACCAGGCGGCUGCGGGGGGCAGGGAGAGGGAAAGGGGGUCGAUUGGGGAUAUGUGUGUUAAAGUGUGGGAGGAGCUGAGGCAGAUCGAGGAGGAGAGCUUGACGUGGGUGGAAGGGAAGGGGUGGGAGAGGGAGUUGUGGGUUACGGGCGCGGGUGACCCGCGGAAUGCUGGGUUGGGUAUUGCGGGCGCGAGGCUGGCGAUUGCGAAGAUGGCGGGGUUGGUUAGAGACGAGCGGGCGCUGGCGGAUGAGGAGGCGCCGGAGUUGGGAAGUGUGGUAAGUAAGCCGGCGGCGCCGACAGCGAGCAAGAUCAUUCCGUUUGAUCAGAUUGUGUGGGCGACGCCGCAUCAGGGAAGUGCGAAUCCCAAGGGAGGUCGGGAGAAGGCGUCGUUUUAG
Molecule: messenger RNA, 1671 nt
Organism: Sordaria macrospora k-hell
Lineage: Eukaryota; Fungi; Ascomycota; Sordariomycetes; Sordariales; Sordariaceae
Cellular component (GO): mitochondrion
Molecular function (GO): GTP binding
Source: RefSeq, a predicted model, not a curated record